UCCGGUUUCCGCGGCCCGCGCUGUCAACUCGACCUAGUCCUAGGCGCUCGACAUGGUGGGGAGUCGGCUGGAAACCGUGGGGAGCAUUUUCUCGCGGACUCGGGACCUGAUUCGCGCUGGGGUCUUGAAAGAGAAGCCCCUCUGGUUUGACAUAUAUGAAGCCUUUCCUCCACUGAGAGAUCCGGUCUUCCGAAGACCCACUUUGCGGUAUGGCAAAGCCAAAGCUCAGGUUGCAGAAAUCUUUUACCAGGAGGAUCAGAUCCGAGCGAAAUUUUAUUCAACCUAUGGAUCUAGUCACAAAGCCCUUGAUAUGUUUAAUCCAAAUUUCAAGUCUUCCUGUCAGCGGUUUGUGGAGAAGUACACUGAGCUACAGAAACAUGGAGAGACAGAUGAAGAAAAAUUGUUUGUGGAAACUGGGAAGGCUUUAUUAGCAGAAGGUGUUAUCUUAAGACGAGUAGGAGAAGCAAAACUGCAACAGAGAGUUGGUCACGUUUCCCAGAAGAACGAACAGAGCAGUGUUACACUUCAGGCGAUCUUGGCAACAAACCAGCAGCCUCUGACAGAAGUUCCGCAGAAGCAGCAGCAACAGACACUAGGACAAGAGUCUGAAGGUUCUUCAGGGCCCUGAGGGGCUUGUGUACUAUGUAUACUGAUAUCCAAACUGUAUUCACUACAGGACGGUCGAACUAUUUUUAACAGUUGGACUGUGUAAAGGUUUCUUGAUCUCCCAGGCAUUAUGUUUGCCUCUUUCAGUUCCUAUUUCUAGGUUGUCAUAAAGCUCAGGAUCAUGGUGGGAAAGAAGUAGUUGUGUGAACUUUUAUAGUAGGAUGGUAUUAAAUAAAGAAUUCCCUAACUGUUUGUAAAGUAAA
Molecule: messenger RNA, 869 nt
Organism: Suncus etruscus (white-toothed pygmy shrew)
Lineage: Eukaryota; Metazoa; Chordata; Mammalia; Eulipotyphla; Soricidae
Gene: MRPS23
Product: mitochondrial ribosomal protein S23
Exons: 5
Coding region: 53-628 (191 amino acids)
Biological process (GO): translation
Cellular component (GO): mitochondrion; ribosome
Molecular function (GO): structural constituent of ribosome
Source: RefSeq, a predicted model, not a curated record